AUGUUGCGCAGAGAACAGAAGAAGCACAAUGAUCUCAUAGUGACUGACCUCCCAGAAACGUACGACAAUCUCGUAUACGCCUCGAUGGUAUUUCAUCAGCAGUACUGUCCAAAGGCGCAGUUUCUAAUGAAGGUCGACGACGAUGUUGUUGUUCAUUUUGAUCGCAUGAUCGAUCUAUGGAAAAUGGACAAGAAGGCGAACAUGUCGAUUUAUUGCAAAGUUUGGUAUGUAGCCAAACCGCAACGGAAUCCAGAAAAGAAAUGGUAUGUUUGGAUUUUCUUACCAUCAUUUGCACUGAAAUUGAAGGAAAGAAGCCGG
Molecule: messenger RNA, 318 nt
Organism: Ostertagia ostertagi
Lineage: Eukaryota; Metazoa; Nematoda; Chromadorea; Rhabditida; Trichostrongylidae
Source: the annotation of a GenBank genome assembly